UCAUCAUCAUCAUCAUCCUCUCUUUCUCUCCCGCUCGCGCGCCUACCUUCCCUUCCUCCCAAGAGAGCAAGCAGAGGAGCCGCCUAUAUAAAUCCGCCCGCCCUUUCCUCCCCCCAAUCUAGCCCGCACACGCUACGCCACGCCACACCAACACGUGAGCUAAGAAGCAAAAGCAAGGCGGAUAUACGUUUACACCACCAUCAAAGAGCUUAGCGGCCAUGGGUCGGUCGCCGUGCUGCGAGAAGGCGCACACCAACAAGGGCGCGUGGACGAGGGAGGAGGACGAGCGGCUGGUGGCCCACGUCCGGGCGCACGGGGAGGGCUGCUGGCGCUCGCUGCCCAGCGCCGCCGGCCUGCUGCGCUGCGGCAAGAGCUGCCGCCUCAGGUGGAUCAACUACCUCCGCCCCGAUCUCAAGCGCGGCAACUUCAGCCGCGACGAGGACGAGCUCAUCGUCAAGCUCCACAGCCUCCUCGGCAACAAGUGGUCGCUCAUCGCCGCGCGCCUCCCCGGGAGGACCGACAACGAGAUCAAGAACUACUGGAACACGCACAUCCGGAGGAAGCUGCUGGGCAGGGGGAUCGACCCCGUCACGCACCGCCCCCUCACCGACGCCACCACCGUCUCCUUCGUCCAUCCUGCAGAGGCGCCAAAGACGCAGCCGGUGACGGAGGAGAGGAAGCCGCCCAGGUGCCCGGACCUCAACCUGGACCUCUGCAUCAGCUUGCCGUUCCAACAGGAGGAGGAACGGCCGCCGGCGAGAGCAUGCGCCAAGCCGGUGAAGAUGGAGCAGCUGCAGCAGGGCCGCCUCUGCUUCCGCUGCAGCAUCCUGAGAGUGAGAGGAGCGGCGACGGAGUGCAGCUGCGGCAGCAACUUCCUGGGCCUCAGGGCCGGCAUGCUCGACUUCAGAGGCCUCGAGAUGAAAUAGAAAUUUGGGAAUAAUUAUUCGAUCAAACUUUCUGCUGUAAAUUGUUGCUCCCUCCUACCACGUUUUUAUUUACUUCUUAGGAAAAGAAAUACUACAGUACUGGUAGAUGGCGAGGAGGAGACUAGUAUUAUUAGGUGAGGAUUUGUAGCCAGAUCCUCCCUGCCCUCCCCGAUUUGCUCAGUUUCAUGUAAAUUAUUACUGCUCCACUGAUGAAAUGGAACGGAAUGAAAUAAUACACUAGAUACUAAAUUCAGUGCGUU
Messenger RNA from Triticum dicoccoides, 1186 nucleotides. RefSeq names its product myb-related protein Zm38-like. Lineage: Eukaryota; Viridiplantae; Streptophyta; Magnoliopsida; Poales; Poaceae. The record is from RefSeq and is a predicted model, not a curated record. The transcript has a single exon. The coding region runs from base 219 to 926 and encodes 235 amino acids.